This is a messenger RNA of Crotalus tigris (Tiger rattlesnake), 8756 nucleotides long. RefSeq names its product regulating synaptic membrane exocytosis 1 (gene RIMS1). The record is from RefSeq and is a predicted model, not a curated record. Gene Ontology annotation, biological process: intracellular protein transport; regulation of membrane potential; positive regulation of synaptic transmission. Gene Ontology annotation, cellular component: cytoskeleton of presynaptic active zone; presynaptic membrane. Lineage: Eukaryota; Metazoa; Chordata; Lepidosauria; Squamata; Viperidae. Gene Ontology annotation, molecular function: small GTPase binding; transmembrane transporter binding. The coding region runs from base 1563 to 6125 and encodes 1520 amino acids. The transcript has 33 exons.
AACAUUUAACAUGUGCAGAAAUGUUGACAAUUUUUUCAAUCAGUCAUUUGGGCAUUUGGCUCCAUACAGUAUUUUUUUUUUUGUCUUAUUAAUGUUACUGCCAAAAUUAGGGAGUAAAAGAUUAAAUUAAGAUUUGGACAUAAAGUAUCUUUCCCACCUCGUAUGAUUUCUAAAUAAAUUUGCUACAACUGCAUUUAUGCUGUACAUAGUACCUAAAUUCGUAUGCACAGUUCAUUUAACGUCGUUUCUUCGCCUUUUAAAAACUGUACAGGAACCAAGCACAUACGAGCAGUGGUCGAUAGAGGCCAAAAAAAAAAAAAAAAGCAAAUAUUUCGUUCGAUCCUAACCAUGUAUAUUCACAUGGAUUUAAGGGAGGAUAAUCCCAAACCGGUAUGCUUAAAACUGCAGCGUUGCAAUCUGAAAUCAUGGUUUCUUAAUCCUCCAUAUCCGAAUUAAGUAGCAUUUCUUCCCUCCUAUGCAAAUAUGCUCAAGCUACGACAGUUUUAAGGGCGAGGGAAGGGAAAUCCGAGGCUCUCCAGAUGGUGGAUUCCGACUCCUCUUUGGGGCCAUCUGGGGAAUCGGAAUCCGACAAUAUAACUGAGAGCCACAGGUUCCAACUUCUACUACACCCGCCGUUUUGGAAUUAAAACCUCCCCGAAUCGCCCGGGUUUCUUGCAGACGUCGCCUGCACGGCUGAGCACUCUCGGGGAACGCACUGCUCCUAGCUGGGAUUACUCGUCUGCAAAACCCUCCCAUUCCCCAGAGCCCUGCGCCCAGGUUUGGGAGGGCAGCCUUAAUCUAGCCUUCAAUCCGAAGUCGAGACGGCUGUAUUUCGGAGAGGUUUCCAGGCUCAGCUUCAGCAACGCUUCCUUGUUUCUCUCAAGCGCAGUGCUCGGCCGCCUCGAGGAAUAAAAGGUGGGGAUCUGGCGCGUUUGCUGCCCGUAUUGUCUCGGAAAGACAGACCUCGGCGUUACCCAGGAGCGAAGCAGUUUGGACUCCGCCUAACUGACACUAAACUCCCUCCCUCCCCGUAGCUAGCAGCAGUAGAGCAUUUAACAGCAGGCGGAGGCAGCAGCAGCAGCAGCAGCGAAGCAGCAGCAUCCGCCCUUUCCCUCCAGCCCUGACGGUGCACAGAGUCUGACGAGCUGCUGCCGCUGCCCGCGCCCUCCCUUCCUCUCCCAGCCUCGGAGGAUGGGCUGCAAGAGGCUGUGGGGCAUCUCUCGAUCUUCCUGAGAACCGGCCGACCGAAGGGAGCGGGAGUAGCAGCAGCAGCAGCAGCAGCAGCAGCCGCCGCCGGAGCUGGGGUCGUAUGGACGGAGCAACCAUGAACGCCCAGGUCUCCGCCUCCUCUCCUGCCUCUUUCCAAGAGCUCCUUGCUGCUGCCGAUGAACAGAGGACUCCAGUGUAAAGGGAGAAGGAGGAGGAGGAGGAGGAAGACGAAGAAGAAGAGGAGGAGGAGGAGAAGGAAGAGGCGGCGGCGAGCCGAGGCGUGAUUGGGUCGCCUUGCCCAAAGGUACAAAGGUGUCGAAGGGGGAACCGGGCAAGGCGCUCUCUUGCCAAACAUGUCCUCGUCUCCUUCUCCUUCUCCUUUUUCUUCGCUGGGGCCCCGCGGGCCUCGGCCCCCCGCCGUGCCUCCCCCCAUGCAGGAGCUGCCCGACCUGAGCCACCUGACAGAAGAGGAGCGGAACAUCAUUAUGGCUGUGAUGGACCGCCAGAAAGAAGAGGAGGAGAAAGAGGAGGCCAUGCUCAAAAGAUUACACCAACAAUUUGAAAGUUACAAAGAGCAAGUACGAAAAAUAGGUGAAGAAUCCCGUCGUUAUCAAGGAGAACACAAAGAUGAUGCACCCACGUGUGGGAUCUGUCACAAAACUAAGUUUGCUGAUGGUUGUGGCCAUUUAUGCUCUUACUGCCGGACAAAGUUUUGUGCCAGAUGCGGAGGCCGUGUUUCCCUACGAUCAAACAAUGAGGACAAAGUGGACAGGAAUAAUGUAUCCGCUAGCCAUGGACCACUGUUGGAAGGGCCAGAGACAGUUAUGUGGGUAUGCAACUUAUGCCGGAAACAACAAGAGAUCCUAACUAAAUCUGGAGCAUGGUUUUUCGGGAGUGGUCCACAACAACCAUCCAGUCAUGAUGGUACAUUGAGUGACACAGUUACGGGUGCUGAAUCUCCUAGAGAAAAGAAAGCUAGGCUCCAGGAACGGUCACGAUCUCAAAUACCCCUAAGCACAGCAGACACAACUUCACAAGACAUAUCCUCUGGUGUGCAAGCAAACAGAAGGAAAGCCCCAGAAGUGUCUCAACAAACUAUGGGCCUGGAACAGAAACAAACUGCUUCUAGAUCUAGAAGUGAACCCCCAAGAGAGAGGAAGAAGAUACCCACCGCUUUUGAGCAAAAUGGAAAAGGAGGUGUGAAAGCUGAGCGCAGGCGUGUGCCAAAGUCUUCACUACAGCAGAGUGAAGGACAAACAGAUGAGAAGGGAAGUAAAGAAAGGCGUGAUGGGAGAAGAUUGGAGAAAGGGAGGUCUCAAGACUACUCUGACUUCCCUCCCCAUUUUGAGGAAGGCAAGACAGUUAAUGAAGAAAAACAGAGGAAAGAAGAUGAAUAUAGCCGAUAUAGGAGCGAUCCAAAUCUCGCAAGGUACCCUGUGAAGCCCCAUCCUGAAGAGCAGCAGAUGCGGAUGCAUGCAAAAGUUUCAAAAGUGCGGCAUGAGAGAAGACACAGCGAUGUUGCCUUGCCUCAUACCGAAGUUGAGGAGCCUGAGGUACCUGAGAAUAGCCUUGGAAAGCAUUCACAGUUGCAAGAAACUCGGGAUAUAAAAUCCCAGAUGGAUGCCCAGAGGAUACAUCCAAUAGAAAGAACAGGCGAUGUCAGGGUUUCCGUUUCUAAACAAUUAAUUUCUCAUACUCCAUCAACGCCCCGCCAUAGCAUGGUUCUGACAGAACAUUUAGAAUCCAAAAACCAUGAUUCCUUUAAAGCACAAACUCGCUUAGAUCCUAGCUCAGCUCUUCUCAGUCGGAAAGCAAAGCGAGAGAAAAUAGAAACCAUGCUAAGGAAUGAUUCCCUUAGUUCUGAUCAGUCAGAAUCAGUGCGACCAUCUCCCCCAAAGCCUCAUAGAUCAAAGCGUGGUGGGAAAAAAAGGCAGAUGUCCGUCAGCAGCUCUGAGGAAGAAGGAGCAUCAACACCUGAAUAUACCAGCUGUGAUGACGUAGAAAUAGAAAGCGAAAGUGUCAGUGAAAAAGGUGACUUGGAUUAUUACUGGUUGGAUCCUGCCACAUGGCACACUAGAGAUACAUCCCCUAUUAGCUCGCAUCCUGUAACUUGGCAACCAUCUAAAGAGGGAGAUCGAUUAAUUGGUCGUGUUAUUCUCAACAAGAGAACAACUAUGCCAAAAGAGUCAGGUGCAUUACUGGGACUCAAAGUUGUAGGAGGAAAAAUGACCGAUUUAGGACGACUUGGUGCCUUCAUUACCAAAGUAAAGAAAGGUAGCUUGGCUGAUGUGGUGGGACAUCUAAGAGCAGGUGAUGAAGUUCUAGAGUGGAAUGGUAAACCACUUCCUGGAGCUACAAAUGAAGAAGUUUACAAUAUUAUUUUAGAAUCCAAAUCAGAACCUCAAGUUGAAAUUAUUGUUUCAAGGCCUAUUGGGUUCUUUUGUAGGUUUAAUUCAGCAAACUCCUUCAGUGACAUUCCAAGGAUUCCCGAAACUUCUCAUCCUCCACUAGAGUCUAGUUCUAGCUCAUUUGAAUCUCAAAAAAUGGAACGGCCUUCAAUUUCUGUUAUUUCCCCUACAAGCCCUGGAGCUUUAAAAGAUGCACCACAAGUCCUACCUGGGCAACUGUCAGUUAAACUGUGGUAUGAUAAAGUGGGGCAUCAGUUAAUAGUGAAUGUUCUUCAAGCAACAGAUCUGCCACCUAGAAUAGAUGGACGACCAAGAAACCCAUAUGUGAAAAUGUAUUUUCUUCCAGAUAGAAGCGAUAAGAGUAAAAGAAGGACAAAAACAGUAAAGAAAAGCUUAGAACCAAAAUGGAACCAAACAUUUCUCUAUUCGCAUGUGCACCGUAAAGAUUUUAGAGAACGGAUGUUAGAAAUCACUGUUUGGGAUCAGCCAAGAGUGCAAGAAGAAGAAAGUGACUUCCUCGGAGAGAUUCUCAUAGAGUUGGAGACUGCACUUUUAGACGAUGAUCCACAUUGGUAUAAGCUGCAGACCCAUGAUGAAUCCUCACUACCUCUUCCUCAGCCAUCACCUUUCAUGCCAAGGAGACAUGUCCAUGGUGGAGAAAAUUCCAGCAAAAAAUUGCAAAGAUCUCAGCGAAUCAGUGAUAGUGACAUCUCAGAUAAUGAGGUUGAUGAUGGUAUUGGAGUAGUUCCUUCAGUAGGCUAUAGGUCUAGCAGUAGAGAAAGUAAAUCUGCAACAUUAACUGUGCCAGAACAGCAAAGAACAACUCAUCAUCGUUCACGAUCUGUAUCUCCUCACCGUGGUGACGAUCAGGGCAGGACCCGUUCUCGUUUACCAAAUGUGCCAUUACAGAGGAGUUUAGAUGAAAUUCAUCAAAUGAGAAGAUCACGUUCUCCAACUAGACACCAUGAUGCCUCCCGAAGCCCAGUUGACCGCAGACCCAGAGAUAGGGAUAAUCAGUAUUUAUCAGAUCAAGAAGGUGAGCUUCUUAUGCUGCCCAGGGCAAAACGAGGAAGAAGUGCAGAGUGCCUACAUACUACCAGAAAUUCUAUUAGGCACUAUAAAUCACUACCUCCCAAGAUGCCUUUAUUUGAGAAUGGCACUUACUGGAAUCUUUACAGCUCAACCCUGCCUGCAUAUAUUAAGGCCAAAUCAGUGCUUAGUCAGGAUAAUUCACUUCAUCCUAAUUGCCUUAACUCACAUGUAUCAAGAUUUGCAGGAGGACUGUUGGUUAGUGAACUGCAGCCCUCGCUUGACAGGGCUAGGAGUGCUAGUACUAACUGCUUGAAGCCUGAUACUAGUUUGCAUUCACCAGAACAAGAAAGAAGUAGAUGGUCCCCCUCACUAGAUAGAAGACCCACUAGUCCCCGGAUUCAUAUCCAACAUGCAUCUCCGGAGGAUGACAGAACAACACUGCCGGAGUCUUGCAAUCCAAAACAAGACAGUUUAAACUUCCUAAGUGCUAAUCCAGAAGAAAUACAGAGGCAUCCCAGAAAGGUGGAAAGAUACAGCACCCAAAAACAGAUUAGGAAAAGCUCUGCAUCAGAAACAGAAAGAAUGCGCCAACCAGGAGGUCCUAUGCAGUCAUCUCCAGCAGAUAUGUCCUUCAGCCGUAAGGGGAGACAGCUUCCACAAGUUCCCAUCAGGAGUGGCAGUAUAGAGCAAGAACAAGAGACUUAUAGUUCAUCAUCCAAAGUAAAUUUAGUAGUGGAGGAGCGAACAAGACAGAUGAAAAUGAAAAUGCACCGGUAUAAUCAGACAACAGGGUGUGGUUCUAGUCAAGAACUUGAACAUGAGCAAUAUACUAAGUAUAAUAUACAAACCGAUCAGUACAGAAGUUGUGAUAAUGUCUCUGCCAAGUCCUCAGACAGUGAUGUCAGUGAUGUGUCAGCUAUUUCCCGCACCAGCAGUGCCUCUCGCCUCAGCAGCACAAGCUUUAUGUCAGAGCAAUCCGAGCAUCCAAGAGGCAGAAUCAGAUCAAAAUCCUUAGAGAACUGCAAAGUUGAUGGCAAAAAAGACAGGAGGAUUUCGUGGGAGUUAGAUGACAAGACGGGGCACAGUGGGAAAAAAAAGAUGAGAAGGCAUACUGUUGCUGAUGUGAGUACGUUUACUCCUAAAAUGCAAGGCGGAAGGAUGGGGACUUCAGGGAGAAUCAUCACAAAGAGCACAAGUGUGAGUGGAGAAGUAUAUAAGCUGGAACAGAAUGAUGGGAGUCAAUCAGAUACCGCAGUUGGGACAGUUGGAACAGGUGGGAAGAAGAGAAGAUCAAGCCUUAGUGCCAAAGUAGUUGCCAUGGUAUCUCGCAGAAGCAGAAGCACAUCCCAGCUUAGUCAAACAGGCACCCCAGAGCUUCGGAGUACUUUGCGUCUCUCACAAAUCAAUGUUGAGUUUUACCUCUUACAAGAAUGGGGCCAUCAGACAUUAAGUGUAUUAUCUCAUUUAUUUCAAUAGGUUUUACUUCCAAAUAAAAAUGCUUCAGACUUGUACCUUAAACGAGAGCCUCUCCAUUGUGUUGAUUUCCUACAUUCACUCUCUUGAUUAAAGUGUUACAUGAAGAACGAAGACACCCUGGUCGUUCUUGUCUGUACUCAUAUGUAUAAAAGAUAUGGUUAGCCUCAGUUGUGGAUAUUUAACUCUAUAUUCUAUUGUAAUAAAACUUAUUGUGAUGAAGAUUAUGUUAUCCAUAAAAAUAUGUUCUAUUGAAAAUAGAUUGGGUUACUUUAAGGAUUCAUAGUUUACAUAAACAUUCAAUGUAUUCUUAAUUGAUACUGGUAUAUGUUUUGGGUUUUUUAUAUAGUACAACACUAGCAAAGACUGCUGUGUUAAGCAAUGUUGGAUCAUAUAUAUAUUUGUCAGAAAAUAGUUAACAAUGAAGUUUUGGCUCAGCUUGGCAGCUGACAUUACUUUUACUCUCACUAUAAUUGUUUUGUUCUUUAUUUUCUAUGAAGAGACAAGAAUUAAUAUAAUCUAUGAAUGGAAUAAAAUAACUCCUGUUUCAACAGAGUGAUGGAUGUAUGAUAGAUGUACAUUGUUUGUGUAGUCAUUUUAGUUCAGUGUAUUCAGAGACUUUUUCCUUCCUUCCUUCCUUCCUUCCUUCCUUCCUUCCAUUAAUUCUUAGCUUUGUCUUCUUUUUUUUUAAUUGAUGUGUUGACUGCCAAACACAAUUUUAGUAUAGUAGAAUUAUUAUGGUUCCUUUCAUUUUCAGGGAAGGGGGGAUUUGCAACUUUCAAUGAAUUAAUGAAUAUUGUAUUAAAUAAGAACUUGUGAGGCGGUUUCUUUGUGUGCCUUGCUACUGGAUGACAAAGCCAUUCAUUGCACAUGGGGCUUCUGCUGGCAGUUCUGAACAAUGCCAUACUUCUCUUGAUAGGGUCAUAUUUUAAAUAGCUGUAAUAAUAGUUGUGUUAGAAUUGUGGAUACAGUUUACGAUGUUAUUAGCCAUUGCUAAUGUGAUUUUGUAUGUGUUUUGUCAAGACAAAUGAAUAUUUUAUGAAGAUAUAAAUUGCUAUAAUAUAAUCUGGGAAAAAUGAACAGGUGUAUUCAUGGUUAUAAAUGUUCACAUUAUUCUGAUUUCUCUACUCAUUUCACUUCACUAAUAGCCUUCUACAUUCAGAUUACUUAAUGAAGUGGUUUUUUCAUAUGUAAAAUGACUGUUCUCAUGAAGUGUUUAUAUCAAUUUCCUUUGUCCUACACUCUAGCUCACAAACUGAUGAAAUCUGCAGUGAAGAAGUAUGAUAUGUGAACAAUGCAUGUGCAUUUUAUAUAAAAGCUUCGGAACUAGAUUUACCAAGCUAUUACCAAGUCCAUUCUAUGUUUUACAUUUGUAUGUAAUUUUUAUAUUCAAUUACCUGGGUAUCAUUAAAUGUAACCCUUUUACAUUCAAUGAGCUGCUUAUAUAACUUAUAUAGGGCUUAUUUACAAGCAAAUGUUAAGGGACAAUAUGGAUGUACUCCAUUCAUGGAAAGAACUUGAUAUAAACUAAGGCUCAAGCAUAUUUAUAACUUUUCCUAGUAUGGAUUGGAUUUUGCUCAUAAGUAAAACUACCUCAGAUCUGAGCUGCAGCCAUCAGGGAUACAGAAACCUUACUUGUUAAGGAUUCAGAGCCCUUUUCAUUAUAAUGCAGGAGAUCUGACUCCGUGUUUUAAUGUUUCACUUUAGGUGAUUUGUGGUGUUCUUCCUUGAAUUGCUUCAUUUGUUCAACUAUUUAUAUAACAGAUAUAAACAAUUGCUCUCUGCCUGUCAGGAAUUAGUUGGUAUUAUAAAACCAAGAGCAGUGCUGGAGAAUUGGCAACAUCAUGAUCAUCCCCUUGAGCUCUGAAGAUGGGGGAUGUGGAGCAAUAUUUUAAAAACUGAUUUUCAGGGUUGUGCUCUUAUGCUUUCUGUUGAUUGCUGCAGGGGGUGAGUUUCUUUAAAGAUGCUGCCCAAUAAAUCUUUCUUCUUCGAUUUCUUAGUUGUAUCAUCCUUUUAUGAUUCUUCCAGAAAUGGGCAUGGGGUCUUCUUGAAUAAAAUGAAGAUGACCUCUGCAAAAAGUCAUGAAAUGCUCAGGAUGUAAGAAAUGGGUGUCCUUGCUGAGAGGUUAGGACACACCACAUGGUUACCAGCAGGUGUUUGUUGUAAAGAGCUAGCACAGCAGGUUCUUAGCAUUGGUAUGCUACUUUCCAAAAAAGCCAAUAGUAUAUGGUUGUGUAAGGUAGAAACAAUCUUGCUUAUGAUCUCCUGACCAUUUUUGCUUUCAGAGGAGCAAACAGACACAGAUAACAAAAACUAAUGGCAGAUUAUAUCUGUGUGAAUGUGGGUGUGGGUGCACAUUUAUGAAAGGGCACUUGAGAACCUACAUUUGAUUUUCCAUCCAGAUUUUUGAAGGUUUAUGAUAUAUUUCCUACUGAAGAUUUACUAAUGUAGACAAUAUUUAACUUUGCUUAUGCUUAAGAUAUGUUUGUAUAAUAUGUAUGCUAUAUAAGUCUGUUUUCCGUCAAAGGUAUAAUCAGUUUUAAUAGAAUAGAAUGACAGAGUUGGAAGGGACCGUGGAGGUCUUCUAGUCCAAUCCCCUGUUCAGGCAGGAAACCCUACACCAUUGCAGACAAA